Molecule: messenger RNA, 1779 nt
Organism: Grosmannia clavigera kw1407
Lineage: Eukaryota; Fungi; Ascomycota; Sordariomycetes; Ophiostomatales; Ophiostomataceae
Product: aspartyl aminopeptidase
Exons: 2
Coding region: 1-1779 (592 amino acids)
Biological process (GO): proteolysis
Cellular component (GO): fungal-type vacuole
Molecular function (GO): zinc ion binding; metalloaminopeptidase activity
Source: RefSeq, a predicted model, not a curated record
AUGGCCAAGAUUACAUCAACGAAGCUACCUAUCCACUACGGCUUGCCGCCGUCGAAGCAAGCAAAUGAACCGCCACAAGCCAGGUCGACGGCUUCGUCGGGCAUCAGCUGCCACGAUGAAGUAGCCUCGGAGCAGGGCAGCGAUGCUUCUCAACCAAGUCAGGCCUUGCGAUCGAUCGAGUCGCAGUGCUUCGCUAUCACGGACAUGUCGCAGCGACCGGCGGCUAAGAACACAAUAUGUGCGGAUUGUGCUUACCGUAUGAGUCUGGACGAGGUGAAGCAGUGCCGUGUAUUCUUCGGUGGUGAAAAGGCGGUGAUGGACAGCCAAGAGUGCGUGAUUUGCAGUUGGAAGACAGGGAAUCCGGCGGCGUUCACAUGGCCGUACCUGAACUUCAUGACGGAGAAUCCGACCAUCUUCCAUGCGGUGGACUACUUUAAGCAGAUUCUCAGAGUGGCAGGCUUCGAGGAGCUGACCGCGCGGGAGGACUGGUCGGCCAGGCUGAGGCCCGGUGGAAAAUACUAUGUGACCCGCAACGGAAGCACGCUGGCGGCAUUCACGAUCGGUGGCGCCUACAGGCCGGGCAACGGAGUGGCGAUCGUGGCCGGCCACAUCGACGCGCUGACGGCCAAGCUGAAGCCUGUCAGCAACAAGCCAGACAGGGCGGGCUAUGUACAGCUGGGUGUGGCGCCGUAUGCAGGCGCGCUCAACGAGACCUGGUGGGAUCGGGACCUGGGCAUCGGCGGCCGGGUAGUUGUGCGCGAUCCAGAGACAGGCUGGACAACCACGCGGCUUGUCAAGCUGGACUGGCCAAUUGCCAAGAUUCCUACACUGGCGCCACACUUUGGCGUGUCGAUGACGGGCCAGGGCAACAAGGAGACGCAGCUAGUACCGGUGAUCGGACUGGACAGCGGCAGCAAGACGGGGUCGAUGGCGGAACAGGCCAGGACCGUCGAGCCGGCGCUGGGCCCGGCUGGCUCGUUUAUCGCCUCACAGCCGCCCAAGCUGGUGAAGCUGAUCGCGGCCGAGCUGGGUGUCAAGUCGUACGCGUCGAUUGUCAACUGGGAGCUGGAGCUAUUCGACACGCAGCCAGCGACGGUGUUCGGCCUGGACAAGGAGAUGAUCUCGGCUGGGCGGAUUGACGACAAGAUCUGUUCGUGGGCGGCCUUGGUGGCCCUGUUGCGUGCCCGGGACAACGACUCGUCGGGGGUGGUCCGGCUUGUCGCCCUCUUUGACGACGAGGAGAUUGGCAGCCUGUUGCGACAGGGGGCCAAGAGCAACUUCCUGCCGCUAACGGUUGAGCGGAUUGUGGAGGCCCUGUCGCCGCCGAUAGUGGGCAGCUUCGGUCCGGGCGUGAUUGGGCGCACAUAUGCAUCCAGCUUCCUAAUCUCGUCGGACGUGACGCACGCGAUACAUCCCAACUUUGUGGCCAACUACCUGGACGACCACGCACCCAAGCUCAACGUCGGCGUGGCCAUCACGCACGACAGCAACGGCCACAUGACGACGGACAGCGUCUCGACAGCGCAGCUGCAGCGCGUGGCCGAGCUCAGCGGCUCGACCCUGCAGCGGUUCAUGAUCCGCAACGACUCGCGCAGUGGUGGCACCAUCGGCCCCAGCCUCAGCUCGGCCAUGGGUGUCAAGAGUGCCGACGCAGGCAUCCCGCAGCUGAGCAUGCACAGCAUCCGUGCCUCGACCGGAGCACUGGACCCAGGUCUAGGCGUCCGCUUUUUCCAGGGGUUUCUGGAGAACUGGGAAACUGUUGACGCAGAGUGGCAGUAG